Messenger RNA from Spathaspora passalidarum NRRL Y-27907, 1931 nucleotides. Its product is annotated as putative serine hydrolase. Gene Ontology annotation, cellular component: cytoplasm; nucleus. NCBI's taxonomy places the organism in Eukaryota, Fungi, Ascomycota, Pichiomycetes, Serinales, Debaryomycetaceae. Bases 22 to 897 code for a protein of 291 amino acids. The transcript has a single exon. The record is from RefSeq and is a predicted model, not a curated record.
AACCACAAUUUGUAAGCAACCAUGUCACAAGGAAAGAAACAAUACAAGGGAAAGAUCCUCUUCCUUCACGGAUAUACCCAGUCAGCCAGUCUCUUCUAUGCCAAAACAUCUGCCCUUAGGAAGAAACUCAUAAAGUUAGGAUACAAGUCGGUCUAUCUUAAUGGCCCAUAUGUACUUACACCUGCUCAACUACCAUCUACCGACUCAUUAUCCAAGUUCAGUUCUGCCGCUAAUGAAGAUAUGAAGUAUCGUGCCUGGUGGGUCAAACGUGAUUCAACGAACGAUCGUAUUAGCUUGGAAGAGUCCAUAGAAUCUAUCCGUAAUUAUAUCGACAAGGGCGAAAUCAUAGCUGAUUCAGACGAUGUGGACGAGUCAGAUGCCGAGUCAGAAGAAGAAAAGAAGUUGCCUAUUGUUGGUAUAAUUGGAUUUUCUCAAGGUGCUGCAUUAGGUGGUUUAGUUGCUCAUAAAUUUGACGAGAUAUUCAAGGUUGACCCGCUCAAGUUUGUGAUUUUAUAUUCUGGAUUUAAGUUGAAUACUACAAAGAAAUCUGGGAACGACAGGUAUGAUCAUUAUUAUCCUGAAGAACAAGAUGUGGAAAGGAUUAAUCUCAAAUACCUUCAUAUAUACGGUGAAUUAGAUACCGUGGUUGAAGAAUCAAGAGCUCUAUCUUUGUAUGAAUUGACAAAGAGAAGAAGUGAUCUUUUAAGACAUCCAGGUGGUCACUUUGUACCUAACUCCAAAUUAUAUAUUGAUCAAGUUACUAAUUGGAUUCAUAAGGUAGAACAAGAGGAUAAGGAAGAAGAUAAAGAGAAGAAUGAAGUCAAGAAUGGAGAAGACAAGGAUAAGCACGACCUUGCUACAUUGAUGGACAUGAUGGAUAGUUUUGGUACCAUUUAGAAUGCAUACAAUAGAUUAAUAGAUAUUUAGACUAUAAUUCGUCGUGAUCGGCAGCAGAACCAGUAGACUUGAUGCUUUGCUUUUUGGUUGGUUCAGCAGUUGCCUUUUCAGACUUACUCUUUUUAGUCUUUUUCUUCUUUUCUACCUUUUCACCCUUUCUAUAUUUGGAAUAAAACUUUUGCUCUUUCUUAGAUAAUGCUCCUUCAACCGGCUUAACAUCAGCAACAUCAAUUAACCACUGACUAAUCAAUACAGAGUUAUUUAACUUUUCAGACUUGUCAUACACAACAAACUUUUUAGUUUUUUCGUCAAAAUACAACAAUGAAGAAUUAGAAUUCCCUGGAAUUUCCACUUUAGUUCCAUUAACUUCAAUUUCAUGACUAUCAACAAAAGUAUUUGCAACCAUAGCAAAAUUAACUCUUCCCAAGAAAUCAAUUGCCAAAGAUUUAAGCAAUGGACUAACGGACUUCUUAUCAGCAAUCAACAAGACUUUUGGCCCUGUAACUUCAUUAAACCAAGUUUGUAAACUAGAACUUUGGACACUAGGGAACUUCUUAACAUAGUUCUUCAAUCUGGAAGUUAAGAACAGCAACAUUGCCUUGACUGAUCUUUCACCUUGGUAUAACUCACUAGCGUGAUUUUGACUUUGAUCUUGUCCUGCAACAUACUUAGGAGGACGGAAAGCCAUAAUGGUUGGGAAUCCUUGGAUUUGAUAAUGGGAACACAAUGGCUUAUUGUAAUCUUGAUCACAAUUCACGGCUGCGACAUUGAUGGCAUAUUUCGCAUCCUCAUGAAUUAGCUUACCUAAUUUCUUAUAGGUUGGUUUCAAGUUUUGACAAUGGCCACACCAUGGAGCAUAGAACUUAACAAUGGUGGUAUAAUUUGUCUUAUGGACGACUCUGUUGAAUGUGUCUGGAGUUAAUUCAAAAAUAUUAUUGUCAUACUGAUAUUCAUCCGCUGAUGCGAGGAUUAAGGAGAGGAAUGGGAGUAAUGCAAGAAGUUUCACAAGCAUUGUUAUGGAUAAUAUGAAUGAU